AUGUCUGAUACAAACUUGCAGGACAUUUUUGAUAAUUUCGAUUAUGUUCCUAAUGAUUAUGAUGAUUUGAAGAGUAUAGCUUUUGCUAAAAGACUUGAGUCAGAGAGUGUUGUAGGAAGCAUUGAAAGCGAUAAUAAUACAUUAAAUUAUGAUAUAGAAAUGCCCUCUCUUUUUAAUAAU
Molecule: messenger RNA, 180 nt
Organism: Funneliformis caledonium
Lineage: Eukaryota; Fungi; Glomeromycota; Glomeromycetes; Glomerales; Glomeraceae
Source: the annotation of a GenBank genome assembly